This is a messenger RNA of Fusarium coffeatum, 1017 nucleotides long. RefSeq lists its product as uncharacterized. The transcript has 2 exons. The record is from RefSeq and is a predicted model, not a curated record. Lineage: Eukaryota; Fungi; Ascomycota; Sordariomycetes; Hypocreales; Nectriaceae. Bases 1 to 1017 code for a protein of 338 amino acids.
AUGUCCUUCAAAGGAGACAGUUUCGGCGCCGGCUUUGCUGCCGGCUUGGUCAGCGCCUUGGCUAUUGCUGCGGUCAUCGCCUUUGUGGUGAUGAGAAUGAGUGAUAUCUACGGGUUGGGGCAUUGGAAGCUCAACAUUACGUCGCAUCCCACCUCGAUGUGGAUGAACGUAGGAUACUGGAAAACACCCCAAGGCGCGCCAAUUGAGAAAUUUCCCGAGGCUUGCUCUGCCCUUCUCGAGCAGGUUGUCGGCGCCGCCGGAUUACUGGACGACACCGAGAACAACUCCGGUCUUGCGAUUCUCGAUCUGGGUUUCGGCUGCGGUGACCAAACUUGGCAACUCGCUAAGCUCGCGGACGCCCGAGGAUGGAGGGAUUUUCGCUAUGUUGGGCUUACCCUCAAUGACGCACAGGUCCAGACGUCGCGCCGCAAGAUCUACCGCGAGAUAGGCACCGUUGGCUUUGACGUAGACUCGUUCAGCCUGUUUUGCGCCAAUGCUGCGAAACCUGAGACGUGGAGUCGUCAAGUUACCGAGGCUGUUUACUCCGUCGCUGAUGAGAAGUACUCUGAGCGAUGGCUUCUGGCGCUCGAUUGCAUGUAUCACUUUUCACCUUCGCGAAAGCCCGUGCUCAAACACGCAGCGAAAGAGCUGGACGCGAGUUUCAUGGCUUUUGAUCUUCUUCUAAACGAAAAGGCAUCUACGGCUGAUAUCUGGAGAGCGCGAUUGAUUGGCAAGAUGAUGGGCUGCCCGCUAAAAACGUUCCUCUCGGAGACGGAGUACAGAGAUCAGCUGGUGGAGUGCGGGUACGACCGCAACGAGAUCACGGUUAGGGAAAUCACAGAUGAUGUGUUUUCUGGGCUGGUCAAGUUUCUAGAUCGCCAAGACCAGUUACUGGCAGAAUACGGAGUGACGAUGGGUGGCUUCAAAUUGGCAGGGAGAUUGUUCAAUUGGUUUGACAAGACCCGCGUCGUGAGAGCAGUGGUCGUCGUCGCGCGCACAAAGAGCAAGACACCAUGA